GGUGUGUGACCAGAUGUGCUAUAAAGCCAGUGCUGCCUCAGUGUGUGUGCUAGUGUCUGUUUUCGAGUGUGUGUGUGUGUUAGAGAUGGCAGCUGUACAGACCGAGUUGAGCAGCUCCUGGUGCCAGCCAUGGGAGAGGCAGAGGACAUGGACACACACAUUCCAACAGCACACCUGCAGCAGCAACACACUCAUGGGCGGAUUGUGGUCAGACUGGACUCCUCUUCAUGAAGCCGCCUUACAGGGAAGGCUGCUGGUACUGAGGAGGCUACUGUCUCAGGGCUGGAGUGUGUCCUGUUCCACAGUGAAUGGCGUGACUGCACUGCAUGAGGCCUGUGCCGGCGGCCAUUUUAGCUGUGCCAAGACCCUGUUGGAGCACGGGGCAGACGCAAGUGUGGUGAAUAUAGAUGGAGCCACUCCCCUGUAUAACGCCUGCAGCAGUGGUAACUCUGCCCUCGUGAAACUCCUCCUACAAUACAGCUCUGUCCACCACCCAGCUCACAGACUGGCAUCACCUCUACACCAGGCUGCUCAGAGAGGCCACUUAUCCUGUGUGGAGCUGUUGUUGUCUCAUGGUGCUGAUAUUGACUUGGAGCUGGAUACUGGAACGCCCCUGUACUGCGCUACUGAAAACAGGAGGACGGACACUGUACACACACUACUGCUACUGGGAGCAGAUGUAAACAGGGGGCAUGGUCUAGAGACCCCCCUGCAUGCUGCAGCCCGGGUGGGUGGGGCCAUGGAGGUGGGGCUUCUGCUGGAGCACGGGGCUGAUGGGAGCUGUAAGAACUCAGAGGGGAAGAGAGCUGUGGAGCUUACAUCGCCACAAAGCCAGGAGAGAGCGCUGUUGCAGAACACAGUUCCUUGCUCUCUGUCUCAGCUCUGUAGAUUUCAUAUCCGUCGGACGCUCGGAUGCCAGCGACUUAACAGAACACACACUCUCUACCUGCCAAAUCUCCUCCACAACUACCUGCUUUACAGAUAACAC
This is a messenger RNA of Engraulis encrasicolus (European anchovy), 988 nucleotides long. It is a transcript of the gene asb11, whose product is annotated as ankyrin repeat and SOCS box containing 11. Gene Ontology annotation, molecular function: protein binding. NCBI's taxonomy places the organism in Eukaryota, Metazoa, Chordata, Actinopteri, Clupeiformes, Engraulidae. The coding region runs from base 14 to 985 and encodes 323 amino acids. The record is from RefSeq and is a predicted model, not a curated record. The transcript is spliced from 7 exons. Gene Ontology annotation, biological process: positive regulation of protein catabolic process; protein ubiquitination; intracellular signal transduction.